Phodopus roborovskii (desert hamster) is the source of this 3259-nucleotide messenger RNA. RefSeq names its product scavenger receptor class F member 2 (gene Scarf2). NCBI's taxonomy places the organism in Eukaryota, Metazoa, Chordata, Mammalia, Rodentia, Cricetidae. Gene Ontology annotation, molecular function: scavenger receptor activity. The record is from RefSeq and is a predicted model, not a curated record. The coding region runs from base 195 to 2735 and encodes 846 amino acids. The transcript is spliced from 11 exons.
UGGGGUCUGGUGCGCAGGGCGGGCGCUGCCGCCUGGCCGGCCGCGCUGGCCCAGGAUCAGGGAGCCGAUGUGGAAUUUCCUGCCCGGCCCGGCGCCCCUCCUGCCGCCCCCCGCCCGGCCUCGCACUCCGCUUCCGGCCGCCCUUGCUGUGGCCGCACCCGCGCCCGCGCCCACCCGCGCCUGACCCGCGCCUCAUGGAGGGCGCAGGGUCCCGGGGGGCCGGGCCGGCGCGGUGCCAGGGAGCCCGAGGGCCGCCGCCGCCACUGUUGCUGCUCUGGCUGCUGCCUGCUCUCGCGUCGCCCCAGGAGUUGAACCCUCGAGGCCGCAACGUGUGCCGCGCGCCCGGUUCCCAGGUGCUCACGUGCUGCGCUGGCUGGAAGCAGUUGGGGGAUGAGUGUGGGAUUGCGGUAUGCGAAGGCAAUUCUACAUGCUCAGAAAACGAGGUGUGCGUGCGGCCAGGCGAGUGCCGCUGCCGACAUGGCUACUUCGGUGCCAACUGCGACACUAAGUGCCCACGCCAGUUCUGGGGGCCAGACUGCAAGGAGAGGUGCAGUUGCCACCCGCACGGACAGUGCGAGGACGUGACCGGACAGUGUACGUGUCACGCGCGCCGCUGGGGUGUGCGCUGCGAGCAUGCGUGCCAGUGCCAGCAUGGCACGUGCCACCCGCGGAGCGGCGCGUGCCGCUGCGAGCCGGGCUGGUGGGGUGCACAAUGCGCUAGCGCGUGCUACUGCAGCACUACAUCGCGAUGCGAUCCACAGACCGGCGCCUGCCUGUGCCACGCAGGCUGGUGGGGCCGCAGCUGCAACAACCAGUGUGCCUGCAACUCAUCGCCCUGCGAGCAGCAAAGCGGCCGCUGCCAGUGUCGCGAGCACACGUUCGGCGCACGGUGCGAUCGCUAUUGCCAAUGCUUUCACGGUCGGUGCCACCCGGUAGACGGCACGUGCGCCUGCGAUCCGGGCUACCGGGGCAAGUAUUGUCGCGAGCCAUGCCCUGCUGGCUUCUAUGGCCUGGGCUGUCGCCGUCGGUGUGGCCAGUGCAAGGGUCAGCAGCCGUGCACUGUAGCUGAUGGCCGUUGUGUGACGUGCGAACCCGGCUGGAACGGAACCAAAUGUGACCAACCCUGUGCCACCGGUUUCUAUGGUGAGGGUUGUGGCCACCGCUGCCCGCCCUGCCGCGAUGGGCACGCCUGCAACCAUGUCACUGGCAAGUGUACACGCUGCAAUGCGGGCUGGAUCGGCGACCGGUGCGAGACCAAGUGCAGUAAUGGCACUUACGGUGAGGACUGUGCCUUCGUGUGCUCUGACUGCGGCAGCGGCCACUGUGACUUCCAGUCUGGGCGCUGCCUUUGCAGCCCUGGUGUUCACGGACCUCACUGUAAUGUAACAUGCCCUGCCGGGCUCCACGGCGUGGACUGCGCCCAGGCCUGCAGCUGUCACGAGGAAUCAUGCGACCCGGUCACCGGUGCCUGCCACCUGGAGACCAAUCAGCGCAAAGGUGUGAUGGGCGCGGGCGCACUGCUCACGCUGCUCCUGGGCCUGCUUCUCUCGCUGCUCGGCUGCUGCUGCGCCUGCCGAGGCAAGGACCCGGCACGCCGGCCCCGCCCCCGCAGGGAUCUCACGCUUGGAAGGAAGAAGGCACCUCAGCGCCUUUGCGGGAGCUUCAGCCGCAUCAGCAUGAAGCUUCCCCGAAUCCCGCUUCGCAGACAGAAGCUACCCAAAGUCGUAGUGGCCCAUCAUGACCUGGAGAACACACUCAACUGCAGUUUCCUGGAACCACCUUCAGGUCUGGAGCAGCCCUCACCAUCAUGGUCCUCAAGGGCUUCUUUCUCAUCCUUUGACACCACAGAUGAAGGCCCUGUGUACUGCGUGCCCCAUGAGGAGGCGACUACUGAGAGCCGAGACCCGGAAGUUCCUGCCGCUCCGGCUGAGGUGCCUGCGGCGUCGCUAAUGCCCAUGAGCACCCCGGCGCCCGUGGAGGAGGCGGCGGCCCUCCCUGCAUCUUCAGACAGCGAGCGCUCAGCGUCCAGCGUAGAGGGUCCCGGGGGAGCGCUGUACGCGCGUGUGACCCGGCGCGAGGCCCGGCCGGCCCGGUCCCGAGGUGAGGCUGGGGGCUUGUCAUUGUCUCCGUCGCCAGAACGCAAGAAACCGCCGCCACCCGACCCUGCCACCAAACCUAAAGUGUCCUGGAUCCACGGCAAGCAGGGCUCCGCGACUGCUGCCCCUUCACCGCCGCCCGCAGGCCGCAUAGCUGCGCCGAGCCCUAGCGGGAAGAAACGGACCCCCAGCAACACGUCGGUGCAGUCCCCGGGCCUGACCGAGGAGAUCCCCGCCCCGACCGCACCCUCGCCGCCCCGGGCCCGAGCGCGCGGCCGCGGCCCGGGUCUCUCGGAGUCCACGGACGCGGGUGGUCCCCCGCGCAGCGCGCCCGAGGCUGCCUCUAUGCUGGCAGCGGAGCUGCGCGACAAGACUCGCAGCCUGGGCCGCGCCGAGGGGCCGCCGGGGCCGCGGGAGAAGCCGCCGCCGCCGCAGAAGGCUAAGCGCUCCGUGCUCCCGGCCUCGACGGCCCUCGCGUCCGCGGCGUUGGAGGCCAUGGCGCCCGAGAAGGCAGCGGCCGGUACAUCCGCGCCAGAGACCCCUCGGAAGAAGACCCCCAUCCAGAAACCGCCGCGGAAGAAGAGCAGAGAGGCGGCGGGGGAGCUGGGCAGGGCGGGCGCGCCACCCGCAGCCUCCUAGGCUCUCAGCUGGCUACUCGCCCCGGCUAGCAGUGUUAUGGAGCUUUUCUAGCAAUCCGCGUCUGGCCAUGGCUGGGAGAGCCUACAGACUUCUUAAUGGCCAAGAGUGUGCUUGCCUGACGCCAGGAGCGCGGCUGCCUCUGUUGCCAGGGCCUGGUGCCUAUGGCUGUAGGGUCUUUUUUCUUAAAGAUAGCCAGAGGCUGCUUCCAUUGACUGGGCUUCUGAGUGUCCGGUUGACCCUAACCUGGGGAGGAGAGCUGGUCUCUGCCCCUCAGGGGGCUCGGCGCAUUUUGGCUUGUCCCUUCGCAACCCCGACAUCAGCCCUGGUCCCUCAGCUAUCAAGCUGGUUUUGAUGGCCUGCCACCACCCCACAAUUGUGGGACCCCCCCAAGGGGCGACUCUGGUGACCUUAAAUGUAUUUAUAGGUCCCAGGCAGGGCUGCUCCCAUCCCAUCUGGGACCUCCAGAAUGGGUUCCUCCUAGCAGGGCCAAACCAAAGCUCUUUUUAAUAAAAUGCUUCUCCCCA